Molecule: messenger RNA, 746 nt
Organism: Racocetra fulgida
Lineage: Eukaryota; Fungi; Glomeromycota; Glomeromycetes; Diversisporales; Gigasporaceae
Source: the annotation of a GenBank genome assembly
UCUAAAGAAACAAUUAAAAACAUCGAAACAUCAAGCAACCAGGCAGUUGUUGAUGAAGGGCAAGUUCAACAACACACAAAUAGUCAGCCGUUACUGGUUGUCGAUGUAAGGCCAGAGACUGCUAGAUCCACAAGUAAUCUACCAAAACAAAUUAUUAGUUCCCCUAUGCAAACAACUAUUGGAUCCUCAAGCAACCAGCCACGCUCAAGAGAAGCUCCACAGCAAUUCGCCACUGCGGCAGAUUUAAGCGAUUCAACGUGGCUGCCAGCUGAUUCCUCAGAACAAAGCACCGAAGAAAAUCAAUUGCGGCUCAUUAACGCUAAUAUGAAAGAUGUGGAUCAAAGACCCAUUGUUCUUUGGUCCCAUCCAAGAUCUCUUUCUACGGUUUUUGAACAACCGUUUCUUCAAUGUCCUCAAGAAUUCCAUAUUAUCCAUGAACCAAUUAAUCCAAUAAGUCGUGCUUAUAUAACCAAAAACUUUGAAUUUUUGAAUCAAAUUCCGUUACCUAAACCUACUGAUCCGAUCACUUUUGUACAUCAUUUCUCACCUACUCUUAAUGAAAUUCUUGCUCCUCAUUACUAUAAUGAUGAUAAAACACAUACCUUAAGAGUUUUUGCGAAGGAACAUGCAUCCAAUUUUUUAGAUGCAUUUGAAGGAAAUCUAGACAGAAAUCCAUUAGGAUCCAAGGAAAUUCUUUCAAAAUUUAAACACACAUUCAUAAUUAGAAAUCCAGAAAAAUUCGUAAA